UGUCUGUGUAUGACAGUGUGUGUAUGUGAGUGCGUGUGUGUUUCUUCAGAAGCUAAGCCAAAGAGAGAGGCUGUUCCUUUAAAGCAAAACUGAAAAAAAUGCCUUCAGGCAUCCUAUUACAGUGGAAUGAGCCAAGGAUCAGGAUUUGCAGCUCAGCUAUAUAAACCCAGCAGAAUCUGGCUGAUCUGACCAGUUUGCCUUACUGUCAAACGUUUCUUUCACACACACACACACACACACACUCACACAGAAUUAGGCAUCACAACUUCUCUGAGUUUUGACAGGACGGCAACAAAGUCAGAAGCUGAUAGCUGACUUUAACAUCUUUAUUUCAUGGAGGCUGCUCGCAGCAGGAUCUAAUCUCUGUCAGAGUCUGUAAGGGAACAAGCGUGACAGGAAAGGAAAGGAAACCCAACUUGGUUUGAACUGGCUCUUCAAUUUCUCCUCCAGACUAAAAAGGCCAAAUAAAUAUAAGACUCCAUCAGCUUUGAAAAGGAACUGAACGCCACAAUGGGACUCCCCACCCAGGUUUUGGCCUGUGCGAUCUUAGCUUUGCUGUACCAGCAUGUCAGUGGUGGACUCAUCAAGCGAAUUAUCCGGCAGAAGCGGGAGACUGGGCUAAACGUGACCUUACCAGAGGAUAGCCAGCCCCUGGUUUUUAACCACAUCUACAACAUUAAGUUGCCUGUUGGCUCCCUUUGCUCUGUGGACCUGGAUACAGCAAGUGGUGAUGCAGACCUGAAGGCAGAAAUUGAGCCUGUCAAGAAUUACGAAGAGCACACAGUGAAAGAUGAGAACCAGAUUGUCUUCACGCACCGUAUCAACAUCCCCCGCCGGGCUUGUGGCUGUGCAGCUGCCCCAGAUAUUAAGGAUCUGCUGAGCAGACUAGAGGAGCUGGAGGGGCUGGUAUCCUCCCUACGGGAGCAGUGUGCCAGCGGGGCUGGAUGCUGUCCUAAUUCCCAGACAGCAGAAGGUCGCCUGGACACGACACCCUAUUGCAGCGGACAUGGCAACUACAGCACUGAGAUCUGCGGCUGCGUCUGCGAGCCCGGCUGGAAAGGCCCCAACUGCUCCGAACCAGCCUGCCCGCACCACUGCUUCAACCGGGGCAUGUGUUUACAGGGCAAAUGCAUCUGCGACGAGGGCUUCACUGGUGAGGACUGCAGCCAGGCCUCCUGCCCUUCCGACUGUAACGACCAAGGCAAGUGCGUGGACGGGGUUUGUGUGUGCUUUGAGGGGUACACAGGCACAGACUGCAGCGAGGAGCUCUGCCCCCAUGGGUGCAGCGUGCACGGGAGGUGCGUGGGCGGGCGGUGUGUGUGCCACGAGGGCUUCACUGGCGAGGACUGCAGCGAGCCCCUCUGCCCCAACAACUGCCACAACCGCGGGCGCUGUGUGGACAACGAGUGUGUCUGCGAUGAGGGCUACACCGGCGAGGACUGCAGUGAGCUCAUCUGCCCCAACGACUGCUUCGACCGCGGGCGCUGCGUCAACGGGACCUGCUUCUGUGAGGAGGGCUACACCGGAGAGGACUGUGGGGAUCUGACCUGCCCCAACAACUGCAAUGGCAAUGGGCGCUGUGAGAACGGGCUGUGUGUCUGCCACGAGGGCUUCGUUGGGGAUGACUGCAGCGAGAAGAGGUGCCCGAAGGACUGCCACAACCGUGGGCGCUGCGUGGACGGGCGAUGCGUGUGCCAUGAGGGGUACCUGGGCGAGGACUGCGGGGAGCUGCGGUGCCCCAACGACUGUCACAACCGCGGACGCUGCGUCAAUGGGCAGUGCGUGUGCGACGAGGGAUUCAUCGGGGAGGACUGCGGGAAGCUGCGGUGCCCCAAUGACUGCAACAACCGCGGGCGCUGCAUCAACGGGCAGUGUGAGUGCCACGAGGGAUUCAUGGGGGAGGACUGUGGUGAGCUGCGGUGCCCCAACGACUGCAACAACCACGGGCGCUGCGUCAACGGGCAGUGUGUGUGUGACGAGGGGUACAUGGGAGAGGACUGUGGUGAGCUGCGGUGCCCCAACGACUGCCACAACCAUGGGCGCUGCGUGGAGGGACACUGUGUGUGUGACAAUGGCUUCACGGGAGAGGACUGCGGUGAGCUGUCCUGCCCCAAUGACUGCCACCAGCGUGGGCGCUGUGUCAACGGGCGCUGUGUGUGCCACGAGGGCUUCACUGGGGAAGACUGCCGUGAACGGUCCUGCGCCAAUGACUGCAACAACGUGGGCCGCUGCAUCGAUGGACAGUGUGUCUGCGAGGAUGGUUACAUGGGAAUCGACUGCUCUGAUGUGUCUCCUCCAACAGAGCUGACUGUAACAAAUGUAACAGAUAAAACUGUAAAUCUGGAAUGGAAGCAUGAGAAUCUCGUCAAUGAGUACCUUGUCACCUAUGUCCCUACCAGCAGUGGUGGCUUAGAUCUGCAGUUCACUGUACCAGGAAACCAGACAUCUGCCACCAUUCAUGAACUGGAGCCGGGUGUGGAAUAUUUUAUCCGUGUCUUUGCAAUCCUUAAAAACAAGAAGAGUAUUCCAGUCAGUGCCAGAGUAGCAACAUAUCUGCCUGCUCCAGAAGGUCUGAAAUUCAAAUCUGUUAGAGAAACAUCUGUCCAGGUAGAGUGGGAUCCUCUGAGCAUUUCAUUUGAUGGCUGGGAGCUGGUCUUCCGUAAUAUGAAAAAGGAUGAUAAUGGAGAUAUAACCAGCAGCUUGAAAAGGCCAGAGACAUCAUAUAUGCAGCCAGGCUUGGCACCAGGGCAACAGUAUAAUGUAUCCCUUCAUAUAGUGAAAAACAAUACCAGGGGACCAGGACUAUCCAAAGUGAUAACCACAAAGCUUGAUGCCCCUAGCCAAAUUGAGGCAAAAGAUGUCACAGACACCACAGCUCUGAUCACAUGGUCCAAACCCUUGGCUGAAAUUGAAGGCAUAGAGCUCACCUAUGGCCCCAAGGAUGUUCCAGGGGACAGGACUACCAUUGACCUCUCCGAGGAUGAAAACCAAUAUUCUAUUGGAAACCUGAGACCCCACACAGAAUAUGAAGUGACGCUCAUCUCUCGGCGAGGGGACAUGGAAAGUGACCCCAUGAAAGAAGUCUUUGUCACAGACUUGGAUGCUCCAAGAAACCUGAAGCGAGUUUCACAGACAGACAAUAGCAUUACUUUGGAGUGGAAGAACAGCCAUGCAAAUAUUGAUAAUUACCGAAUUAAGUUUGCUCCCAUUUCUGGUGGAGACCAUGCUGAGAUCACAGUGCCAAAGGGCAACCAAGCAACAACCAGAGCUACGCUCACAGGUUUGAGGCCUGGAACUGAAUAUGGCAUUGGAGUGACAGCAGUGAGACAGGACAGGGAAAGUGCUCCUGCUACCAUUAAUGCUGGCACUGAUCUUGAUAACCCCAAGGACUUGGAAGUCAGUGACCGCACUGAAACCACCCUGUCACUUCGCUGGAGAAGACCAGUGGCCAAGUUUGAUCGUUACCGCCUCACUUACGUCAGUCCUUCUGGAAAGAAGAAUGAAGUGGAGAUCCCUGUGGAUAGCACCUCUUUUAUCCUUCGAGGGUUAGAGGCAGGAACAGAAUACACCAUCAGUCUGGUGGCAGAGAAGGGCAGACACAAAAGCAAACCCACAACUGUCAAGGGAUCGACUGCUUCACGUAGUCUAACCCUAAUGCAGGCAAUGACUCCUGACCCAGAGGAGCUUUCUGGCUCUGGGAGCUUUGUUGCUCCAGAGAUCUCAGGGAUGGAGCAGGAUGCACUGAGGGACCUUGUGGUCUCAGGGGUUACAGACCACAGCCUUAGUGUCUCGUGGUAUGCGAACACAGGAGCCUACACUAGUUUUGUGGUGGAGUACAAGGAAGUGUCAUUGGCAGCCGGGUCCCCUGCAGAAAUCUUCCUUCCCAGAGAUUCCCUAGGUGCUGUGAUUGAAGGCCUCCAAGCUAACACGACCUAUAAAAUCAAGGUGUAUGGAUUGGCUGGAGAACAGCGCUCCCCUCCUCUGGAAGCUGUGGCUACAACAGCACAUCUAGUCACAACACCUGGAGAAUCAAACAGUGAAACAUCAUUUAAUCCUACCAGUCCUGCACCUACAGAGCUAAGUUAUUUAACAAACCUGAGUCCUGGUUCUCAUGCUCUGCCUGUGGUGCCCACUGACCUUCCCAUCUCAGAAGUCACUGAUGCUCUUCGUGACCUAAAUAUAACGCACAGGACUUCCAGUAGUUUCACCCUGUCUUGGGCAGCACAGGAUGAGGUAUUUGAUCAGUUCCUUAUCACUCUGAAAGACCUGUCCAGUUCAAACAGAAUGCAGGAAAUCUUUUUGCUGGGAAACCAACGAGAAACAGAAAUUACCAAUCUCACAGCUGGCACACAAUACCAGAUUAACCUCCGAGGAAGCACUCAAGGUCAGCUCUCUUGGUCCCUGGAAGCUCUAGCUGCUACAGAGGAAGAACCUGAGCUUGGAAAAUUAUCAGUAUCAGAGACUGGCUGGGAUGGUUUCCAGCUCACCUGGACAGCAGCUGACGGGGCCUAUGAGAACUUUGUCAUUCAGGUGCAGGAGGCUGACAACCCAGAAGAAACCCGGAAUAUCACGGUCCCAGGCAGACUGCGCUUUAUGAAUGUUACAGGCCUCAAGGCCAACACACCUUAUAACAUCACACUUUAUGGUGUGAUUAACGGCUACAGAACCAAACCCCUUUCUGUUGAAACUGCGACAGGGGUGCACCCAGAAGUUGGUGAGCUAACCGUUUCCAACAUUACUCCUGAAAGCUUCAACCUUUCUUGGACAACCAUCAAUGGGGACUUCGACGUCUUUACUAUUGAAAUUAUUGAUUCUAACAGGUUGCUGGAGCCCAUGGAGUUCAACGUCUCAGGCAAUUCAAGAACAGCUCAUAUCUCGGGGCUUUCCCCCAGCACUGAUUUUAUAGUCUACCUCUAUGGGAUCUCUAAUGGUUUCCGCACACAGGCAAUAAGCUCUGCAGCUACAACAGUAGAGGAACCUCUCCUUAGCAAACUCACUGUAUCAAAUGCUACCUCAGACACCAUGUUGCUCACGUGGGAGGCGCAGGACAAUGCCUUUGACCAUUUUAUUCUAGAAGUCAGAAACUCUGACUUCCCUUUGGACUCCCUGGUGCAAACAGUGCCAGGGGCCUCACGGCACUACGUAGUCACCAGCCUCAAAGCUGCCACUAAUUACACUAUCCAACUCCAUGGUGUAAUUGAUGGGCAAGGUGGUCAGACCUUGACAGAACUGGCAACCACAGAGGCUGAGCCACAGCUGGGCACGCUCACACUCACAAAUGUUACCCCUGACAGCUUCAACCUCUCGUGGACCACAAGAGAUGGGCCUUUUGCCAAGUUUGUUAUACACAUUAGAGAUUCCUAUGCAACACACGAGCCCCAGGAGCUUACGGUGUCAGGAGGUGCUCGCAGCGCUCACAUCUCAGGCCUGCUAGAUUACACUGGCUAUGACAUUAACAUUAAGGGCACUACCGAUGCAGGUGUUCACACAGAGCCCCUCACUGCUUUUGUCAUGACAGAGGCCAUGCCCCCACUGGAAAACCUAACUGUCUCUGAUAUUAACCCUUACGGGUUCACAGUGUCGUGGAUGGCAUCGGAGAAUGCCUUUGACAACUUUCUUGUAGUCGUGGUGGAUUCUGGCAAGCUGCUGGACCCACAGGAGUUCCUCCUUACGGGAGCCCAGCGGCAACUGAAGCUUAAAGGCCUUAUUACUGGCAUUGGCUAUGAGGUUAUGCUUUAUGGUUUUGCCAAGGGGCACCAAACAAAGCCCCUAAGCACUGUGGCCAUUACAGAAGCAGAACCCGAGGUCGACAACCUUCUGGUUUCAGAUGCUACUCCAGAUGGCUUCCGUCUGUCCUGGACUGCGGAUGAUGGGGUUUUCGACAGUUUUGUUCUAAGGAUCAGGGAUACCAAAAGGAAAUCUGAUCCACUGGAACUAAUAGUACCAGGCCAUGAGCGCACCCACGAUAUAACAGGGCUGAAAGAGGGUACAGAGUAUGAAAUUGAGCUCUAUGGAGUUAGCAGUGGACGGCGUUCCCAACCCGUAAAUUCAGUAGCAACCACAGUUGUUGGAUCUCCCAAGGGAAUCUCAUUCUCUGACAUCACAGAAAACUCUGCUACAGUCAGCUGGAUAGCCCCGCGCACCCGCGUGGAGAGUUACAGGAUCUCCUACGUCCCUGUCACAGGAGGUACUCCCAAUGUUGUUACAGUAGAUGGAAGCAAGACAAGGACCAAGUUGGUGAAGUUAGUCCCAGGUGUAGAUUAUAAUGUUAAUAUCAUCUCUGUGAAAGGCUUUGAAGAAAGUGAACCCAUCUCUGGAAUUCUGAAAACAGCUCUGGACAGCCCAUCAGGACUGGUGGUGGUGAACAUUACAGACUCGGAGGCUCUGGCAACCUGGCAGCCAGCAAUUGCUGCUGUGGAUAACUAUGUUGUCUCCUAUGCUUCUGAGGAUGAGCCAGAAGUUACUCAGAUGGUAUCAGGAAACACUGUGGAGUAUGACCUGAAUGGCCUUCGACCUGCAACUGAGUAUACACUGAGCGUCCAUGCGGUGAAGGACACACAAAAAAGCGAGACCCUCUCCACCCAGUUCACUACAGGAAUGGAUGCUCCAAGAGAUUUAAGUGCCACUGAGGUUCAGUCAGAAACAGCUGUGAUAACUUGGAGGCCUCCACGUGCUCCUGUCACUGGUUAUCUCCUGAUCUACGAGUCUGUUGAUGGCAAAGUCAAGGAAGUCAUCCUAGACCCUGAGACAACUUCCUACACCCUGGCAGAGCUGAGUCCAUCUACCCAGUACACAGUAAAACUCCAGGCACUGAACAGACCCCUGAAGAGCAGAACAAUCCAGACUAUUUUCACCACAACUGGUCUUCUCUAUCCUUAUCCUAAAGACUGCUCACAGGCUCUCCUGAAUGGAGAAGUCGCCUCUGGGCUCUACACAAUUUAUCUGAAUGGGGACAGGACCCAGCCUCUGCAAGUCUUCUGUGACAUGGCCGAAGAUGGGGGCGGAUGGAUUGUAUUCCUGAGGCGCCAAAAUGGAAAGGAAGAUUUCUACAAGAACUGGAAGAGUUAUGUGGCUGGCUUUGGAGAUCCUAAGGAUGAAUUCUGGAUAGGUCUUGAGAACCUCCACAAAAUCACUUCUCAGGGCCAGUAUGAACUGCGUGUGGAUCUGCGAGACAGAGGCGAGACAGCUUACGCUGUGUACGACAAGUUCAGCGUCGGGGACUCGAAGACCCGGUACCGGCUAAGAGUGGAUGGCUACAGCGGCACAGCAGGUGACUCCAUGACCUACCAUAAUGGCAGGUCCUUCUCUACCUUUGACAAGGACAAUGAUUCUGCUAUCACCAACUGUGCUUUGUCAUACAAGGGUGCAUUCUGGUACAAGAACUGUCACCGAGUCAAUCUGAUGGGCAGAUAUGGUGACAACAACCACAGUCAGGGUGUAAACUGGUUCCACUGGAAGGGCCACGAGUACUCCAUCCAGUUCGCAGAGAUGAAGCUGAGACCUUCAAGCUUCCGAAAUCUGGAAGGAAGACGAAAGCGAGCAUAAAGCCUUGGGGUGGUGAAAGGGCUACAAGCAGGGCAAUGGGGGGGAGGGACAGAGAACAGGGGGUGUGGGGGAAUCCUCUGGCUUCACUGGGGUGGAGGGGUGUGAGGAGCUGGCAGUUGUACCAAAGCAUUGGUGACCCUUGGCGCAACAGAGGCUUCUGCAGCAGUCCAACCAACAAGCCUUACAUGCCCCAGCGUUUCCAGCAGAGCAGCUCCUGCUGCCCACCAGUCAUGUCCUUCACGCCAAAGACAGUGAUCUCAAGGGUUGUAUGUUGUUUUGUUAAUUUUUCUUUUCUCAGCCUCUGGGAUGAAGUUCUUCCACGGUCUGACUAUCUCUUGGGUGGCCCAGGGUAGGGGAGGGAGAACAGCUUUGUAUAUUGGUAGUUUGUUUUAGAACCAGCCAUAUUUUUACACACAGAAAUGUGUACGAUUAAUUAUCAUUAUUAUUAUUAUUAGAUAUAAUUGAAAUCCUUUGGUUGUUGGAAAGCCUUUUUUAUAUAUAUAUCAAGUACCACAGAUAAGGAAGGGGUGGGGAAGGGAAAGCAGUACAUUUUUAAACUUAAGCAUAAAAUUAAUAUUAUUAAUAUAAUGACAAAGUAAUAAUAAUAAUGAUAAUAAUAAGCUAAGUUUUUGUCAUUUUUAUGAGAACCAUGCUUUCAGAAACACAGCAGGACAGUGUCUGAUUGUAAAUUUUUUUAAAAAAAUAAAAGCACAAUUACUUUUAAAUAAAUUUCUACCUUUUUUCAUACAUGUUGAUUUUGUACAUGUCCAGGGUAUAUUUACUUACGUGGGGAAGUAAAAGGAAGGCUGAAAAUGAUCAGGCUGCUGAGUCCAUACUGAAAACUGUUCCUUUUGUUAGUGAUUGGCUGUAAGUAUUCUUCUGGGUUUGUUACAGUGAAAGGCCUCUAAGGAUUUGAUUUCUUUUAGAACAUACUUCUUUUUUUUUCCUGCCCAAAAGCUUUUACAUGUUUUUCUCAGUGUUACUGACCAACACUCGCUCCAUCUAGGUGGGAAGAACUAACAAAAGAAAGCAAGGAAAGUACAGAGUUGUUAGGUACCACCGGUGACUUUGAACACUUGUGUAAAUAAAGGGCUCUCUUUUUGUAUGAAUGAAACCUCUGUGUAGUUACUCUGUAUCAUGCUCUUCAGUUGGAGACAAUAAAAGAUCUUUUGUUUUAA
Molecule: messenger RNA, 8723 nt
Organism: Cygnus olor (mute swan)
Lineage: Eukaryota; Metazoa; Chordata; Aves; Anseriformes; Anatidae
Gene: TNC
Product: tenascin C
Exons: 29
Coding region: 511-7545 (2344 amino acids)
Molecular function (GO): protein binding
Source: RefSeq, a predicted model, not a curated record